Molecule: messenger RNA, 2250 nt
Organism: Castor canadensis (American beaver)
Lineage: Eukaryota; Metazoa; Chordata; Mammalia; Rodentia; Castoridae
Source: RefSeq, a predicted model, not a curated record
AUGGCCCAGUGUGCAGGCCCUACCACUGGUGUCAGGACUGUGGAGGAAAACUGGGAAAGUAGAAGUGUCCUAAGUGAGCUACUGACACCUCCUUCCUGUCCCCAGUGGCACAUCUCCACAGAGGGAUCCAUCUUCUGCUCGCUGGCGACGUGGGACUCGGAGAAGGGCCUGAAUGGCAGCCUGCAGGAGAGACCCAUGGGCAGCCGCCUCCAAGGACUGACUCUCAAAGUGGUGACUGUCUUGGAAGAGCCUUUUGUGAUGGUGGCUGAGAACAUUCUUGGACAGCCCAAACGCUACAAGGGGUUCUCCAUAGAUGUGCUGGAUGCAUUGGCCAAGGCUCUGGGCUUCAAGUAUGAGAUUUACCAGGCCCCUGAUGGCAGGUAUGGUCACCAGCUCCAUAACACCUCCUGGAACGGGAUGAUUGGAGAGCUCAUCAGCAAGAGAGCAGACUUAGCCAUAUCUGCCAUCACCAUCACCCCAGAAAGGGAGAGUGUUGUGGACUUCAGCAAGCGGUACAUGGACUAUUCAGUGGGGAUUCUGAUCAAGAAGCCUGAGGAGAAAAUCAGCAUCUUUUCCCUUUUUGCUCCUUUCGAUUUUGCUGUAUGGGCCUGCAUUGCAGCAGCCAUCCCUGUGGUUGGGGUGCUGAUAUUUGUAUUGAACCGGAUACAGGCUGUGAGGGCUCAAAGUGUUGCCCAGCCUCGACCAUCUGCUUCUGCCACCUUGCACAGUGCCAUCUGGAUUGUCUAUGGAGCCUUUGUCCAGCAAGGUGGCGAGUCUUCUGUGAACUCCGUGGCCAUGCGUAUCGUGAUGGGAAGCUGGUGGCUCUUCACCCUCAUCGUGUGCUCAUCCUACACAGCCAAUCUUGCUGCCUUCCUCACAGUGUCCAGGAUGGACAACCCCAUAAGGACAUUCCAGGACCUGUCCAAACAAGUGGAAAUGUCUUACGGUACUGUCCGGGAUUCUGCUGUCUACGAGUACUUCCGAGCCAAGGGCACCAACCCCCUGGAGCAGGACAGCACAUUUGCUGAGCUCUGGCGGACCAUCAGCAAGAAUGGAGGGGCUGACAACUGUGUGUCCAACCCUUCAGAAGGCAUCCGGAAGGCAAAGAAGGGGAACUAUGCCUUUCUAUGGGAUGUGGCCGUGGUGGAGUAUGCAGCCCUGACAGAUGACGACUGCUCGGUGACUGUCAUCGGCAACAGCAUCAGCAGCAAGGGCUACGGGAUCGCCCUGCAGCAUGGAAGCCCCUACAGGGACCUCUUCUCCCAGAGGAUCCUGGAGCUGCAGGACACAGGGGACCUGGACGUACUCAAGCAGAAGUGGUGGCCACACACAGGCCGCUGUGACCUCACCAGCCACACCAGCGCCCAGGCUGAUGGCAAAUCCCUCAAGCUGCACAGCUUUGCUGGGGUCUUCUGCAUCCUGGCCAUUGGCCUCCUCCUGGCCUGCUUGGUGGCUGCCCUGGAGUUGUGGUGGAACAGCAACCGGUGCCACCAGGAGACCCCCAAAGAGGACAAAGAGGUGAACUUGGAACAGGUGCAUCGGCGCAUGAACAGCCUCAUGGAUGAAGACAUUGCUCACAAGCAGAUUUCUCCAGCAUCGAUUGAGCUCUCGGCCCUGGAGAUGGGGGGCCUGGCUCCCAGCCAGGCAUUAGAGCCAACGCGGGAGUACCAGAACACCCAGCUCUCAGUCAGCACCUUUCUGCCAGAGCAAAGCAGCCAUGGCACCAGCCGGACACUCUCGUCAGGGCCCAGCAGCAACCUGCCGCUGCCUCUGAGCAGCUCGGCUACCAUGCCCUCCAUUCAGUGCAAACACAGGUCGCCCAAUGGGGGGCUGUUCCGACAGAGCCCGGUGAAGACCCCCAUCCCCAUGUCCUUUCAGCCCGUGCCUGGAGGCGUCCUCCCAGAGGCUCUGGACACCUCCCACGGCACCUCCAUCUGACCGCGCCGCCUGCCCUCCCGCCCGCCCACCCACCCGACCAGCAGAGCUUUUUAAUACGAGAAAACGCCAACACAAACACACACACACACACACACACACACACACACACACACACACACACACACACACAUACUCACACAGAGACUCUUUCAUUUUUUCUUGUAUAUAUGUGUAAAUAAUGACAGAAUGGAGUGGGGUAAAAGUGUAUUUUGAAUAUUCCCAAUUUUCGAAGUCAGUAAAAAAAACACAAAAACUGUAUGAAUGACUUUGUAAAUUUUGUUCUAUAUGAAUAAAAAGGCAAAUUACUUGUGA